Suillus plorans is the source of this 293-nucleotide messenger RNA. RefSeq lists its product as uncharacterized. The coding region runs from base 38 to 247 and encodes 69 amino acids. The record is from RefSeq and is a predicted model, not a curated record. NCBI's taxonomy places the organism in Eukaryota, Fungi, Basidiomycota, Agaricomycetes, Boletales, Suillaceae. The transcript has a single exon.
UCAGCCCCCUUUCUUUUCAACCACCAACUACCUCAACAUGGCACCAAGUCCCCUGGCGGAAUCCCUGAAAUCCAUCAUCCUACUGUUCUUUCUGCUUCUCCCCUAUGCAGUGACGCUUCUGCCAUCAAUUCUGAAAUCAAGCUCUCACACCAUCGAUCUUCUUUUCAAUCUCGCCGGAUUAAUAACCAUCAUCGUGAUAGCGAACCUAUAUUACCUCAUGUCCCAUCAGGGAAUCGGCGAGAACUAGGUUUUUGUAGCUAUAAAUGGUAAGUUCGGACCAAAAAUCUACUGUA